AUGCCGCCGUCCAAUGGAUUCUGGAUGACCGCCGGCAUUCUCGCAAGCGUGGCUGUAUGUGCUGGCUUGUUCAUGCAGCAUUAUCUGGAUUCAGCCACCACACGAAACAAUGACCAAAUCACAACUGUCGUGUUUGAUCUAGGAGGAGUGCUGCUCGAGUGGAAUCCGACCAAGUUCAUUGCAGCUCUCCAUCCAGACUCGCCCAGUGACGCCGAGUCGCUUCAUGAGUCACAAUCAACGUUAACGCAUGAUCACAGCGGCGUCACUGCGGAGCACGCGUCCGUGCAAGGUCAAGCGAAAGUGGGCGACGACAUUGCUGCUCGGUCUGGCGUUGCUGUGGACCACCUCACUCCGCAAACACGCCGAGCAUGCUUGGAGGGCAUGACAAGCUCAGCUGCAUGGAAGGCGUACAACCGUGGGACGGCGACGCUGACACAAGCGGCGCUGGAUUGGGCCAAAGCGAAACGCUCCAAUUCUGAGACGACCGCCGCCGGAAAUUGCGCGCUGCCAAGCGAGUCAGACCUGGCAAGUCUGUUUGAAGACUUUGGCUUGCGAGUGCCAGCGCUCAUGACACCCAUUCCGGCCGGAUUGGCCGCGCUGCGCCGAGUGGAUGCGCAGCAACGGUACCGACUGCUCGUUCUGUCCAACUUUCCACGCGACAACUAUGAAGCUGUGCGCACCUUGUGGCCAGAAGUGUUUGAGCCAUUCAGUGGGGCCGUCAUGUCUUUUGAAGUGGCGCUGAUGAAGCCGCAGCGCGAAAUCUACCUGCGGUUGCUGGACGAAUUUCAUUUGCGCGCCGGCGAGUGUGUGUUUAUCGAUGACAAGCCCGAGAAUGUUGCUGGCGCGGUGGCCGUUGGCAUGGUUGGUGUUUCCAAUCUUGAUCGUGGCGCUCAGUUGGAGGCUCGUCUUGCAGCAAUCGGAAUAUUGUGA
Messenger RNA from Capsaspora owczarzaki ATCC 30864, 930 nucleotides. RefSeq lists its product as hypothetical. NCBI's taxonomy places the organism in Eukaryota, Filasterea, Ministeriida, Capsasporidae. The transcript has a single exon. The record is from RefSeq and is a predicted model, not a curated record. The coding region runs from base 1 to 930 and encodes 309 amino acids.